CAAAAUCCAUUUUUGAGUGUCUUCCAUGCGCAGUUUUCUCUCCUCGCUUUUCUCCGUCAAACGUCCCCGACCCAUGCAGUCCCUGAUAGCCGUUGUCGGUGCCACAGGCACAGGCAAGUCUAAGCUUGCAGUCGAUCUUGCGUCUCGGUUCAAUGGUGAAAUAAUCAACGGCGAUGCGAUGCAAAUGUACCGUGGCCUCCCUAUUAUCACGAAUCAGAUCCCUCUCGAAGAGCGAAACGGUAUUCCGCAUCACUUGAUCAGCUGCGUCGAACUGGAUGAGGAGUCAUGGCGAGUGGGGAUGUUUCGAAGGGAAUGCUUACGACUUAUUGAUGAUAUCCGUGCGCGAGGGAAGCUUCCGAUCCUCGUCGGCGGAACCCACUACUAUACCCAGUCUGUGUUAUUCAAGGAUAACCUUGUGGGGAAGGAAUCCACGCAAGACCAAGAGCUAGAAUCCAUUCCAGCCGAGGAUCUUGACUCGUCAAUUAAGUGGCCGAUUCUCGAUGCGGACCCGGAGGUGGUCAUGCAGAAAUUGCGCGAGGUCGACCCCGUUAUGGCAGAUCGAUGGCAUCCGAAGGACACGCGCAAGAUCCGUCGUUCCCUCGAAAUUUAUUUUCAAACCGGAAAGCCAGCCUCCCAGGUCUACGCUGAGCAGAAGCAGCUGAAACAGGCUGUUGCCGCGAAGGAUGAGUCUGCUCUUGGCGUGGGACAGCUUCGAUUUGAGACUAUGAUAUUCUGGGUCCAUUCGGAGAAAGCUACAUUGAACGACCGAUUAAACAAACGCGUCGACGAUAUGAUUGAUCAAGGACUAAUGUCAGAAGCGAAUCGUAUGUCGGACUAUCUCCAGGAGAAAGAAAGCCAGGGCGUCACUGUUGACUCGACACGUGGAGUCUGGGUCUCUAUUGGGUUUAAAGAACUAGCUCCUUACUUUGAAGCAGUUCGGGAUGGAUCGAAGACCGACAAGGAGCUAGAGACUCUCAAGCAAACAUGUAUUGAGUCGGUCAAGACCGCAACCAGACAGUAUUCCGGGUCCCAGAUUAAGUGGAUUCGAAAUAAACUAUGGAACGCCCUUGCGGAGGCGGGACUGACUGGUCGUCUUUUUGUCUUGGACAGCAGUAAUGUUGAAGAUUGGGCUAAGAACAUCACGGAUCCGUCAGAGCGCCUCGUCCAGUCUCUUCUGAAGGGCGAACCCCUCCCGGAUCCAAAAUCUCUGUCUGAUCUAGCAAGGACAACUCUAGGCGCAAAGGAAGCACAACCCCAAAUCCUUGAUGCUAAUCCCAUAACAAAAUGCAUGACUUGCGAAGUAUGUCAGAAGACCAUGACAAACGAAGACCAGUGGAAUGUCCAUAUAAACGGACACGCCCAUAAAAGGGUUGUCAAGGCACUGGCGAGGAGAGCCCAGCGCGACGAGUAUCUUCGCAAGCAACAAGAAAGCUUGGAUAAUGAUCAGGUGAAGGUCAACAGUGGCGCAUCAGAGCAGGACUCUAAAACACCUCCACCUUGAAGAUUUUCAAAAUAUAUUAAAUUAAAAGAGAUAUCCUGUAUUAUUAUUAUCG
Molecule: messenger RNA, 1553 nt
Organism: Aspergillus ochraceoroseus IBT 24754
Lineage: Eukaryota; Fungi; Ascomycota; Eurotiomycetes; Eurotiales; Aspergillaceae
Product: tRNA dimethylallyltransferase
Exons: 2
Coding region: 26-1501 (491 amino acids)
Biological process (GO): tRNA modification
Cellular component (GO): mitochondrion
Molecular function (GO): tRNA dimethylallyltransferase activity; ATP binding
Source: RefSeq, a predicted model, not a curated record